This is a messenger RNA of Suhomyces tanzawaensis NRRL Y-17324, 5685 nucleotides long. RefSeq lists its product as uncharacterized. NCBI's taxonomy places the organism in Eukaryota, Fungi, Ascomycota, Pichiomycetes, Serinales, Debaryomycetaceae. The coding region runs from base 1 to 5685 and encodes 1894 amino acids. The record is from RefSeq and is a predicted model, not a curated record. The transcript has a single exon.
AUGUCUGAAGAUAAACAGAGCUUCCUCGGAAAGCUCAAGAAACCGUUCAAAACCCAUUCUAGAUCCUCGUCCAGCACGAAGUCGCUGGAGACUGGCCACAGCGACGUUGUGGAUGCCGCCUACUCGGAAGGCAAGAAAGCUGGCCACAACCCGGAAAACUCGCCCAUUGAGCUGGCCUACAUAGAGGGCCACAACAAGGGUUCUGGUUCUGACGAUGUCGUGAAACAGGCGUACCAGGAGGGCCACCAUCAGGGGCAGUCUCAUGGAAAGUCUCAUGGCGCCUACGGAGCCGCUGGAGCCACUUCCUCCUCCCACGGAACCUCCGGUGCUACCUCCUCCUCCUCUCACGGAACCUCCCACUCCCCCUCUGUGGUCGCCUCCUCCCACGUCGGCCGCGUCGUCACUUCUCCCCCUCCCGUCAAGCGCGAGCCAGUCACCAAAGACCUCAGUGGCGACUUCACCAACGAGAAAAACCCAUUGGACCGCUCGUUGAUCGGAAAGGAAAGAGACCCCGAGUACAACGACCCCAACUGCUUGCACGAGAACUCCAAUCCCGACUACGCCAACGAUGCCACCAACGACAAGGGUACUGGUUACUUCUUCGACCCCAAGGACACCCAGGGCGGAGUCUAUGGUGACAGUGCUGGUCCGUACGACGAGGCCACGCGCGCUAAGUUGGAGCGCAACAAGAAUUUGAAGACCCAGCCUGCUGCCUACGCAGCCCAGGCCAAGCAAGAACAAGAGCUUGAAGCUGUCAAGGACAGCUCCUAUGCUGAGGGCGUCAAGGCUGCUCACAGAGACACCUCGCAGGCGUCGUCUUCAGCCCAGGCUUCGUCCUCGCAGGCACUGGCUGCAAAUGCCAGUAGCAGUGCGAACGACAACGCUGGCAAGGGUACUACCUUGGACCCCUCGGAAGAGCACUCCAGAAACAAGUCUGCGUUCAACUCCUCGGGUGUCACCACCGCCAAGAAGGACUUGGGCGUAGCUACUGCUGCUGGCGGUGCUGCCACUGCUGCUGCCGUGGGCGCAGGCUCCCAUUCUGGCUCCAAUUCUGGCAAGCAUGCCUCUAACACCUCCUCUAACGCCCAACCCUACUCGGGAAGCAUUUCCCCCAAGCCUGCCCUGAAAUCUGACGACAAGGACGCUGCCAGACAGUUUGCCAAGUCUGGCGCUUACGACUCUACCCUGACCUCCCACACUAACGACAAAUCAUACACUGCCACUGCUGUGCCUCCUUCCAGCAAAGACUUCGACUACGAAAGUGAGCUCAAGAAGUUGGACAGACAGAUCGACCAGACCCAGAACGAGAUCGAGAACUUGAAGAGCUCCAACGUCUCAACCACCGGUGUCUACAACCAGGACCUCGCCUCAGACACAAGCAAGUCUUUGGACCCACACUCCGACCACCACUCUGGUGCUGCUGGCGCUGGUGCUUUAGCCGGUGCCUCUGGCGUAUUGGCAGCUGCUGCUAGCUACGUUGGCCUCGGUGGAAAGAGCUACGACGCUUCCGAACAUCCUGUGGUACACGAAGCCUACGAAGCAGGAUUGAAGGCAGGAAAGUCAAGCUCCGGAGCCGCUAGACACUCAUCCAAGACAAGCUCCGGCUCGGCUGCUGGAUAUGCCCCUGCUGGAUACUCUUCCAGUGAAACUGCUCCGCUUUCUAAGUCAACUGAAACUAGUCAUGGUGCUAGCCAAACUGCUCCAGUUUCCACCACUCACAAUACCAGCCAAACUGCUCCAGUUUCCUCUACUCAUAGUGCCAGCCAAACCGCCCCAGUUUCUAAGUCUGUCGAAACUCAUGGUACUAGCCACUCUGCCCCAGUUUCCGCAAGCAAGUCUUUGGACCCACACUCCGACCACCACUCUGGUGCUGCUGGCGCUGGUGCUUUAGCCGGUGCCUCUGGCGUAUUGGCAGCUGCUGCUAGCUACGUUGGCCUCGGUGGAAAGAGCUACGACGCUUCCGAACAUCCUGUGGUACACGAAGCCUAUGAAGAAGGAUUGAAGGCAGGCAAAUCAAAUUCCGGAGCCGCUACAGGAUACUCUUCCAACCAAGCUGCCCCAGUCUCGAAAUCAGUGGAAACUACUCAUGGUUCUGGACAGACUGCGCCAGUCUCCAAGUCAGUUGAAACCACCAAUGCGCCAGGCCAAACGGUAUCAGACUCCAGAAACACCUCAGCAGGUAUCUUUGGUGGUGCUGCCAGUGCCGCAAGUGCCAUUGCUGCCGGAACACUUGGUUUUGGUUCUGGUUCUUCCCACGAAGACAGGGAUUUGAAGAAGUCUGAAUUGACUUCGGAAGAUGCUUACGUCAAGACUUCUGGUAAAGCUACCGGAUUGGAUCAGGUCAAUGCCGACGGCUCCCAAAAGCCAGGUUUCUUUGACGGUGCCACUGGUGCCUUAAGUGCCGCUGCUGCCGCCGCUGGAUUUGGUGGUGCUGCUGCUGCCACUUCGUCUUCGGACCCAGUCCAUGAAUCUUACGAUGCUGGCAAGGUCAAGGCUAAGGAAAACAUUGGUACCUCCAAGUCUGCUGAGAUCGGUACAACUCACCACAAGAGCUCUGACUCCCCACAGAAGCCAAUUCUUGAUGACGUUGACGACAAAAGCGAUACUAGAACUAGCCACUCCUCCAACUCUGGAAUUUCUGGAUACUUGGCUGGUGCGGCAGGUGCAAUUGGCCUUCCAUAUGGUUCUGACUCAAAGACCAGUGCUACUGCUACUUCUACGUCUACUGAUCCACAUGCCAAAUCCAGUGGAUUAGUGGGUGCAGUUGACGGCCACGAAGAUGUUGCAAAGGCCAAGGCCCAUCCCACUAGUAAGGACCCAUUGAAGGAAACCGAAACCGACGAAAAGGAUGAAGGCGAUGGAGUCCAAAAGGUCCCAGGGUUGACCCCAACUGAAGAGUCAGCCAAGGGUACUUCUUCCAAGGACAAGAAAUCCAAGGAAUUAGAAUCUGAAAAUAAGGACCUUGCAAGCAGUGGUAACUCCAACAAGGGAAUUCUUGCCUCUGCUGGAGCUGCUGUUGGUGGUGUUGCUGGCGCCUUGGGUGUAUCUGGUACUAAGUCAGGAGUUCCUGCUCCAGGCGAGUCUUUGAUUGCUACUGCUGAGCGUGUCGAUGACGAUGUUGCCAAAGCCAAGCCUCAUACAACUGGAAAGAGUGCUUUGACUGAUUCUGGUGAAACGAACGACAAAGACGAUGGUGUUCAACAAGUACCAGGAUUAGUUCCAGCCAGCGAAAAGGAUGACUCCAAUGCCAAGGGCAAGGAUAGCGGAUCUUCCAAGAUGACUGAAGCCGAAGUGGAUGCCUACAACAAGAAGCAUGGUUUCAACAAGAAUGACAAGAGAUCUUUGGUUGAAAUCGCAGAACAUGCUGAUCCUGAAAUCAAGAACCUUAGUAGUCAUCAUGGUAAGUCAGUUACUGAGGAUGGUGACGAAGAGGUUGAAACUAAGGAUGGUGAUGUUCAACCACUUCCUACUCUGGACUUCAAGCAAAAUGACUUUAUUCGUACUGGUGGUAAGGAAGGUUCAUUGAGUGACCCAGUGGACUCCAAGUCUAGUCCUCAUCAAAAGAACUCCAAUCCUACCAACAAGAAGCAAGAAAACCAAGCUUAUGCUACGGGCCACUCAGCGAAGGACCCUCAUAAGGAGCAUAUAAACCCUGCAGACAAGAUCGAUCGUGCUUACAAGGAUGAAAAGCCCAAUACCGCAGGUAUUUCCCACGAUACUCACCAAGAGACUAGUCAAUCUGACAGUUCUAACUAUGGAUAUGGUGCAGGUUUACUUGGUGCAGGUGCAGGUGCCGUUGGCGGCGCAAUCUCGUAUUUGUCAGGGGGUAAGAAGGCUGAUACUCAUACUGAGCACUCUAACACCGUGAGCGAUGUUCACGGUGAGAGUAACCCGAGGCAACGUACCGCCCCCCAAUCAAAAGAAGUAAAGAACGAGGCUUACAGUGAAGGAUUGAAAGCUGGUGCUUAUGAGUCAGGCAAUGUUGCGGCUGCAAAAGAUGUCAGCAGCCUGUCUCAUGGAGCGAACACGAAGGACUUAAGUUCGACCCCUUACAAUGAAGGUUUGCAAGCUGGUGCUUACGAAUCAGGUAAUGUUGCGGCUGCGAAAGAUGUUAGCAACCAGUCCCACAACUCCAACUCCAAGGGAUUGAGUUCCAAUACCGGACUGACUGCAGCUGGUGUAAUUCCAAACAAGGAUCAAAGCUUUACUGCUGAGGACCACAAGGAAUUUUACGCAGCUGGUGUUCACAAGGCUGCUUACGAGCAUGGCCAUGAUCAUGGUCGUAGGGAACAUGAGGACUCAAAGCAUCAAGCUAGUGAUCAAGGAUUUGGUACUGGCGCUGACUCAAAGCACCAAGGUAUUAACCGAGGAGCUGUUGCCGGAGGAGCUGUUGGAGGAGCCGCUAUUGGGGCUGCCGGAUCAUCUGCCCUCGGUCAUUCUUCAUCCAAUUCUUCUAGAAGCAAGAACUCUGGGAACAAAGAUGAGCUAUUGGUAGAAGUUAUUGGUGUUUCUGACAAGGAAGAGGCCUCGAAGAUUGCCCGUUCUGCCUCCAAAGAUUUGAGCAAACAAGGAGUAGACUUAUCCUCGGGUAAGUUGGUUAUCAAUGCCAACACUAGGGAAAUCUACAAGACUGAUACUGAUCAACCAGCACAAAGCUUAGUCCAGGACGAGAAGAAUGCAUCAAGCUCCAGAGCAUCCAACUCACAUGGUGCUACUGGUGCAGCCGCAGCUGUGGGAGCUGCUGGUGCCGCUGGAGUAGUUGCAGGUAGCCAAGCAGUUCACCAUGAUGGAUUUGGUUCAGGUUCGAAGUCGUUGAGGGAGGAAGACAUUCAAAUUCCUCAACGUCAAGAUCUUACCAGUGCCGACCCUUCCCAGCCAAACAAGUUCCACGAUGAGCAUGAGAAAGCUAAAGAAAGAUUGAGUAGAGCUGCAAACGAGGGCCAUCUUGGAAAUGUUGCACCAGCCACCUCUACCCAUGAAAGUGGGAAGAAGGAAGACGUCUUGGUCAACGUUCGUGGAACCAAGAGCAACACGGACGCAACUAAGAUUGCUACAGGUGCAAUUCAAUCUUUGAAACAAAGUAAACCAGAAGUGUUGGCCAACGCUAAGCAACUUAAUGUUGAUUCCACAACCGGAAUCAUCACUGAUGAAGUUGGAAAUUUUGUUGCUUCUACUAACGAAGGAAGAUCCACUAAGUCAGGGUUGUCCAAUGAAACCAGAAGUGGUUUAUCGAAUGAAACCUACGAUUCCAGUGCUUUGCAAAAUAAGUCUGGCAGAACUACUGACAUUUCUGGUGGUCAAAGCCACGGUGGAUUGACCCACCAUGGUAACAGUCAUGCUUCUGGCGUUAGAGGAGGAUUGUCUAGCGAAACCUACGACUCUAGUGCCUUGCACAACAAGCAAGGUGUUUCCACUAAUAUCGGUGCUGGCAACACUGAUGCCUACACAGAGCCAUCUAUUGGAUCUUAUCCAGCUCAAAACCACGGUUUGAGUGGCAGCUCCGCUCACACCAGUGCUCCAAGAGAAACUAGUGCUGACUUUGCUGCUGGUGGUGCAAGUGGAGCAUACAAUUCCAAAGCAGUCCCAUCUGAAAAUGUGACUACGGGUACCCAUUCCCAAAGGCAAGAAGUCAGUCAAACCGGUCAUGUUAACCAUGUCCAGAUGCCAGGCAGCUUCAUUCCUUAG